GGUGCUUGUUGCUUGCUUUGCGGCGGCUGGAUUUAUCUGCGUUGACCACUUGCAAUCAGUCCGUCCUACUGCCCAAUACUCGCAAAAAGCCGACAAAACUUCAUCAUGGCGACACAACUGCUUCCAUUAGAGCUCAUCGACAAGUGUGUCGGCUCCCGCAUUUGGGUGAUCAUGAAGGGUGACAAGGAAUUCAGCGGGUUACUUGUGGGAUUUGACGACUACGUUAAUAUGGUCCUUGAGGACGUGACAGAGUUCGAUUACUCUGGGAACCACACAAAAAUGUCCAAGAUUCUCCUCAACGGAAACAACAUUUGCAUGCUGAUCCCAGGAGGCGAGGGUCCUCUACAGGCAUGACCGGGAGGAAACAAAGCUAUCUAAAACAUGACCGUAAUGCUCAAUUUGCAACCGGCCUCCAAGCCUGUGUUAGAGCUCAGGAGGGAAUAAACGCUGGAAGCUCUGGAUUGAGACCUUGCCCCGGCGAAAGUGCUGUACCUGCUCUGGAUCAGGUUGAUACGAGAAAGGUCCCUUAACUAAGUUGAACGAGGCCGAUAUAGUGGCUUGACGAAUGGGGACAUCAUGGAAGCAGUCAGGCGCCUGAUGAAAGACUCUGUUGAAUGUCUGGUCAUCGAUUCAAGAUGUCCCGGCCAGUCCGAAGUGUUAUGGCCCUCGAACUAAGACUGCCUGCAUACAUCCGCCGGGGCACCAAAUCCGCAAAAUCACAAACACAGAAAGUGAAAUUCAGGCAGCCUCUAAUUGACCAGCCAGAGAAGAAAUGCAGAAACUCCCCCAAAACGCCUACAUCAUGAUAUACGUGCUUUAGUUCUUGAGCCAUAUUCCCCCAGCCCUCAACUCCCGCCAGCCGAAAAAAA
Molecule: messenger RNA, 869 nt
Organism: Pyricularia oryzae 70-15
Lineage: Eukaryota; Fungi; Ascomycota; Sordariomycetes; Magnaporthales; Pyriculariaceae
Product: U6 snRNA-associated Sm-like protein LSm5
Exons: 5
Coding region: 106-354 (82 amino acids)
Biological process (GO): mRNA splicing, via spliceosome
Cellular component (GO): U4/U6 x U5 tri-snRNP complex; U6 snRNP; Lsm1-7-Pat1 complex
Molecular function (GO): RNA binding
Source: RefSeq, a predicted model, not a curated record